AUGAAAAGCAUCACCUUCCUGGCCGGCAUCCUGCUGGUCUCCGUCGGCCCCUCCCUCAUCAACGCUGAUACCAUUCGGGGUCCGCGUCCGACAACCACAGCCGUGGCCGAGGACUCCUCCCUCUCGAAUCUCCCCCCUAUGUUAAUCCUCGAGAUCAUCAACAUGGAGAAGAAGAGGAAGGGAAAGGGGAACAAGACCACGACCGCAGUAGUAAGCGAGAAGACCAACCCGGCAAAACGCCCCCCUUCUCUACCAAUCAUCAUCGAGACACACCACGAGAUCAUCAAGCCAAAGGCACCCAAGACCGCUGCUCUCAAGAGAGAUGCUCCUCAGCCUACUGCCCCCCUUCAGGCGCGCGAGCAGCGAAGCGGUGAGGCGGAUGAAAAUGUCGAGUCCUCCUCCCUCUGCACGCAUAAUAAGUGCCCCAAGGAGAUGGAGGUCACCCGCACCCUCGAGCCUAGACAGCAACAGGAGACGGACGACGCCGAGCCCUCCGCUGACGAGGAUGACGCCGACUCCUACAGAGACUGUCCCAAGAGGCGCUCGCGCAAGGCCAAAAUCGCGAGUAUGGAGGCUACCAAGACCCUCGAGCCCAGACAGCUGGUCGUAGAGACUGCCGCCGCCGAGCCCUCUACCGGCGAAGACGUCGAUUCCUACCUCUGUACACACGAAGACUGCCCUCAUAAGUUUGCGCGUCUGGUGAAGCCGCGGGCCGCGAAGACCCUCGAGCCCAGGCAGCCGGCUGUGGAGACUGACUCUGCCGAGCCCUCCGCGGACAAGUACGCCGAUUCUUCCCUCUGCACGCACGGAGAAUGUCCUCAUGAGCUUGGACGCCUGGUCAAGCCGUGGGCCAGCAAGACUCUUGAGCCCAGGCAGCUGUACGUGCCGACUAGCACUGCCGAGCCUUCUGCGGACGAAGAGGAGGAGACGGAGGAGAAGGAUGAUGAGUACUACGCCAUGCCGCCCCCUCGCACCCGUCGCUUGAGGUGCAAGGGCAGACACAGCAGAACCGCUUCCAGCACGGCGACUCCUACUUCUUCCACCACUUCAUCGACCACCUCGUCAGCCACCUCGUCCAGCACCGGCACCGUUACUGUCACCGUGACGCCGACUGCCACCACCAGCUCGAGCUCCUCUUCUUCCACCAGCACUUCCUCCUCCUCCUCAUCCUCCUCCACUUCCACCAACGCACCCGAUGGCGCUGUUACGCGCACCACCACGAUCACCGUGACCGCGGACCCGACCUACACCCCGACUUACAUCCUGAAGCCGUACCCGACGACCUUCCGCAAGGUCAGGGCUUAA
Molecule: messenger RNA, 1305 nt
Organism: Colletotrichum tamarilloi
Lineage: Eukaryota; Fungi; Ascomycota; Sordariomycetes; Glomerellales; Glomerellaceae
Exons: 1
Coding region: 1-1305 (434 amino acids)
Source: RefSeq, a predicted model, not a curated record